This is a messenger RNA of Cryptomeria japonica (Japanese cedar), 3742 nucleotides long. RefSeq names its product poly [ADP-ribose] polymerase 1. Lineage: Eukaryota; Viridiplantae; Streptophyta; Pinopsida; Cupressales; Cupressaceae. The coding region runs from base 307 to 3336 and encodes 1009 amino acids. Gene Ontology annotation, molecular function: NAD+ poly-ADP-ribosyltransferase activity; NAD binding; zinc ion binding. The record is from RefSeq and is a predicted model, not a curated record. Gene Ontology annotation, cellular component: nucleus. The transcript has 20 exons.
GCAAAUUUGUUUGUCGGCUCCAGAUUUAGCAUAUAUCGACAAUUUUCUGCCCUCACAUGAGUACCUAAAAUCCCCCGGCCACAAAAGGAAAUGAAAAGCAGAAAAAACUUCCCGUUUGAGAAGCCAGCUAGACAAUAAAUGCGUGUCAUUCCAUUCGUACCAAUGAGCAACUAUAAGUAAUGGACGCUGCUAUUCUUUCAAGCGCAGAGUCCAACGUCGAGCCCUCCCAAAAACUAUUGCUGUUGUAGUUAUUUAUACAAGUAGAAUUGCAAACCCCUGAACUUGGAAGAAGCCCUAGUUGAUACGAUGGCGAAUCCUCCGAAGCCAUGGAAAGCGGAGUAUGCCAAGUCUGCAAGAUCGUCGUGCAAGGCUUGCAAAAAUACCAUCGAGAAAGACGCAUUCAGAAUCGCCAAAAUGGUGCAGUCUCAACAGUUUGAUGGCUACAUGCCUUUGUGGAAUCACGCAGGAUGUAUAAUGAAGAAACGAGGUCAAAUUCGAACAUUGGAUGAUGUGGAAGGGGUUGAUCUUCUCAGAUGGGAAGAUCAGCAGAAGCUGAGGAAGUAUGUGGAAAAUCUUUCGCAAGGUCUGGCUCCUAGUACUGGUGUAAGUGCUGCAGAGGAUGAUAGCAAUGAGUAUGUGAUUGACAAUGCAAAAAGUUCUCGUGCAACAUGUAAAAAAUGCAAUGAAAAGAUAGCAAAAGGAGAGGUUCGCAUUGCAAUCAUGUCUGAACCAGAAAAUACUAAGUUCCGUGGAAAAGUACCUGGUUGGCAUCAUGCCAAAUGUUUUCUAGAAAUGUGUAUCUGGACUGAUCCAAUGGACAAAAUGCCUGGCUGGGACAGCCUUACUGCAGAGGAUAAAGAAGCUGUUCAAAAUAUUGCAAAACCAUACAUUCAAGAUUCAAAAAAGAAAGUGGGAGAUUCACUGGAAAAAGUUAGUGAGAGUUCAAAGAAUUCCAAAGAUGGGAAGAAAAAGAGUGUACCAGUUGUUGGGAAAUCCAAGAAGCGUAAACCUGAGGAAAGUGAAAUGCUGCCUCGUAAAAAGCAGAGUAAGGGGUCCUCAAAUAACAAAUCCAAGGAAGUGGAUGGAAAAUUAGAAGAAUCUUCCUCAGGAAACAGAGAAUUGGAACGGAGUUUGGAGGAGCAAUCUAAGGCAUUGUGGAAAAUCAAAGAUGAGUUACAAAAGAAUGUCAAGUUGGCAGAGUUGAAAGAGAUGCUCAUAGCUAAUGAUCAAGAACCAAGUAGUUCAGAAUAUGAUUUGAGAGAACGCUGUGUGGAUGGCAUGCUGUUUGGGGCCCUCAAAGAGUGCCCAAUAUGUGGUGGUGGAUUAGAAUAUUCUGGAGGUCAGUAUAGAUGCAGAGGUUUUCUAUCAGCAUGGAGCAAAUGCACUUACUCAACUACAAAUCCUGAACGUCAGAAAGGAAAAUGGAAAAUCCCCAAGGAGACAAAUAAUGAGUAUCUUCUUCAGUGGUUUAAAUCACAGAGUGGAAAGAAGUUAGUACGUAUCCUGCCUCCACAAUCUAUUAGCAAGCACUCUGAAAAUCAAGAUAUAAUAGGGCAGUCACAGGACCCGAACGUUGGAUUCUUGCAGCUGUUAGCAGUGGCAAUUGUUGGAAAUCUUACUGAAUCCCGUGUGGAAUGGAAGCAUAGAAUUGAGGCAGCUGGUGGUAAAUUAUUAGGCAAGCUUACACGAGAUGCUGACUGUUUGGUCAUAAAUGAAAGAGAGAUUGAUGAGCAUAAAACUGAAGUGGAAAGAGCAAGGAAUAUGAAAAUACCAAUUCUUAGGGAAUCCUAUCUAGUUGACAGUUUGGAAAAAAGAAGGCGACUCCCAAUGGAUGAGUAUAAAGUUGAAGGGAAAGAAAACUUUGUUAAGGUUAAGGUUAAAGGGAGAAGUUCUGUUCAUGAAGAAUCUGGUCUGCAAGAUACUGGGCACAUUCUGGAAGAAGGGAAAAAUAUCUACAAUACAACUCUUAAUAUGUCAGACUUAUCCACUGGCAUUAACAGUUAUUAUAUUCUUCAAGUCAUUGAAAAUGACAACAAGGGAGGCUGUCAUGUUUUUCGUAAAUGGGGCCGAGUUGGUAGCAAUAAAAUAGGUGGUCAGAAACUGGAAAGGAUGCCAAAAUCUGAUGCAGUUCACGAAUUCAAACGAUUGUUCCUUGAAAAGACAGGAAAUACAUGGGAAGCAUGGUUAAACAAGGACAAUUUUGAGAAGCAGCCUGCCAAGUUUUUACCUCUGGAAAUUGAUUAUGGAGUUGAUGAAUCUCGACAAAAAGAGAUUGCUACUAUGGGUUCAAAAAGCAAACUAGAUCCACGGGUGAUAGACCUUAUGAAAUUGCUAUUUGAUCUUGAGACCUAUAGGGCUGCCAUGAUGGAAUUUGAGAUCAAUACAUCAGAAAUGCCUCUUGGAAAGCUUAGCAAAAGUAACAUUCAUAAAGGUUUUGAAGUGCUGACAGAACUUCAAAAUUUAAUCAACCACGGUGACAUUGAUGUUUCAAAGGAAAACUUGAUUAUUGAUGCCAGCAAUCGUUUUUUUACAAUUAUCCCCUCAGUUCACCCACAUGUUAUUCGGGAUGAAGAUGAACUGAAAUCUAAGAUUAAAAUGCUGGAGACUCUUCAAGACAUUGAAAUAGCAUCUAAUCUUAUUAGCUUUGAGAAUAUAGAUGAGGAUCCCUUGGAUGCCAAUUACAAGAAACUUCGUUGCAAUAUAUCUCCAUUACCUCAUGACAGCUUAGACUAUCAACUUGUUAAGAAAUACCUUGAGAAGACCCAUGCGCCAACACACAAGGAGUGGGCACUUGAGCUGGAAGAUGUAUUUGCAGUUGACAGAGAAGGAGAAGAUAAUGCAUAUGCCAAAUAUAAAAAUCUUCAGAACCGAAUGCUGCUUUGGCAUGGCUCUCGAGUGACAAAUUUUGUUGGUAUCCUUAGUCAAGGACUUCGUAUAGCCCCUCCAGAAGCUCCAGUAACUGGAUAUAUGUUUGGAAAAGGUGUCUACUUUGCAGAUCUAGUUAGCAAGAGUGCUCAGUAUUGUUUCACACAAAAGAAAAAUCCAGUGGGGUUGAUGCUUUUGAGUGAAGUUGCGUUAGGAGAAGUAUAUGAGCUAAAAAAUGCAGAGUACAUAGAGAAGCUUCCCAAAGGGAAACAUUCAACAAAAGGUGUUGGUAGGACGAAGCCUUCAGAGAAAGAAUUUGUGCAUUGGAGGGAUGGCGUGGCUGUACCUUGUGGUAGGCCUGUACCAUCAGGUGUCAAGAAAUCUGAAUUGCUGUAUAACGAAUAUAUCGUCUAUGAUACAGCUCAGGUGAGACUGCAGUUUUUGUUGAAGGUGCGUUUCAACCACAAGUGAUGAUGGCAUUUUGAAAGAAGUGUCUUGAUUCUUCAGAUAUUAUCGUAUUUGUAAAAAAUACCUUAUUUACUUUAGCACAAUCUGCAACGGGGAGGUUCUUAUCUUGUUCUGUAACAAUGUCAAUUUCAAGUCUUUAAUUCCUUGUGGUUGAAGUGCCGCCUUAGAUAAAUAUGCUAUGUUACUUUCUCAGUUUUGUUGCUAUUUUGUUCAUACCGGCCAUUUGUUGGAAUAUAGAACCAAUUACGUCAAUAUCACAGGAGUACGUUUAGUUCAAUAUUACAAAGUUAUUCUUAGGAAAUAACUUUUUUUUGAUAUCAUCCUCAUAACAAGAAGAAUGAGGCCAACGUCUAUGUUGACAACUCUUGUUUAAUUUAAUUUUGGAAUAGUUACUCUUCUGAAUCAGGCA